AUGACAAGCCUUACGAAAACCUUGCUAAUCAAGCUUAUCAGAUACUACGGUAACCAAGAUAGAAAAGCCUGGGAAACACAGCUCGAUAUCACUGAACUGGAAUACGCUCCGCGGCCCACCCAAUUCCGUGAGGUCGACCCCUAUUCCAACAAUCGCCAGUUCGAGCAGAUCGAUACCACCGGAGCCCCCAGUCACGUUAGCGAAGUCGAUUACGCAUCCCGAGGCAGCGAACGAGUUUACAGCGAAACCAACGUAGACCGACGCACAGUCAUCGAAGAAUCACCUCGCAAAAUGGGUUAUUACGACGACGAAGGUCAUUACCACUCUUUCCGCCGUGGCGUUGAGCGUGCUGCCGACCGUAUCCUCCACCCUCACCACCACCAUGACAGGAAGGAGGAGGUCGUCAUCACUGAUGACCGCGGCCCUACCCGGGUCCGUGAUGGCGUCCGAGAGUCUGUCAGAGUCGUUCAGCCCCGUGGUGGACACCCCCCUGAGACAAUCACUAUCCCAUGCCAUUUCAUCCGUGUUGGUGAUCUCUUGAUCCUGCAGGGUCGGCCAUGCCAGGUCAUCCGCAUCUCCGUCUCUCCCCAGACUGGCCAACACCGCUACCUCGGUGUAGACCUUUUCACCCGCCAACUGCACGAGGAGUCUAGCUUCAUCUCGCAUCCUUCUUCCAGCGUUGUUGUCCAGAGCAUGCUCGGUCCCGUCUACAAGACCUACCGCAUUCUGGAUAUUCGUGAGGAUGGCCGAAUCGUCGCCAUGACUGAGACCGGUGAUGUCAAGCAAGGCCUCCCCGUUGUUGACCAGGGUAACCUGUUUAACCGUAUCAGUGAUGCCUUCAGUGACGGUCGCGGAAGCAUUCGUGCUCUCGUCAUCAAUGAUGGUGGCCGCGAGUUGGUAGUUGAUUAUAAGGUCAUCCACGGUUCCCGCUUGUAA
Histoplasma mississippiense is the source of this 936-nucleotide messenger RNA. Its product is annotated as woronin body major protein. Gene Ontology annotation, biological process: positive regulation of translational elongation. Gene Ontology annotation, molecular function: RNA binding; translation elongation factor activity; ribosome binding. The coding region runs from base 1 to 936 and encodes 311 amino acids. The transcript is spliced from 2 exons. The record is from RefSeq and is a predicted model, not a curated record. Lineage: Eukaryota; Fungi; Ascomycota; Eurotiomycetes; Onygenales; Ajellomycetaceae.